This is a messenger RNA of Arachis duranensis, 4020 nucleotides long. Its product is annotated as putative disease resistance protein At3g14460. The transcript is spliced from 2 exons. Gene Ontology annotation, molecular function: protein binding; ADP binding. Bases 95 to 3823 code for a protein of 1242 amino acids. Gene Ontology annotation, biological process: defense response to other organism. The record is from RefSeq and is a predicted model, not a curated record. NCBI's taxonomy places the organism in Eukaryota, Viridiplantae, Streptophyta, Magnoliopsida, Fabales, Fabaceae.
AAACUAACGCACAGUUCGGUUACAAAGCCUGCAAUCAUUGCAUUUUUUACUCACCUUUAUAUCUAAAUUUCUGAUAACUUGUUGAGAUCAUAUCAUGGCUGGUGCACUUGUUGGUGGAGCUUUUCUUUCUGGCUUCAUUAACGUUGUCUUUGACCGGUUCCUUACAACUGAUGCUGUCAACUUGGUCUUGGGCAAGAAACUUGGCCCUGACUUGGUUCAAAGGCUGAAGACUGCUCUGUUGGGUGCUGAAGCUCUUGUUGCCGACGCUGAGUUGAAGCAGUUCGGUAAUCCAUCUGUGAGGAAGUGGCUCGAUAGUCUCCGGGAUGCUGUUUACUGUGCUGAGGACUUGCUCGACACUGUCCUCACCAAAUCCCCCACUCAAAAGGAGGUACGUCCUUUCCUCAACACCAUUAACUUUUUCAUCAACCGAGAUAGGGAGAUGGUAGAUAAUAUGGAAAGGGUGGUUAGAAGAAUAGAGGAUCUUGGAAAACAAAAAGAUAACCUUGGUCUUGAAAAGAUUCCCACUGGUAGCUCAUCAUGGAGGAUUCCGUCCAGUUCUCUUGUAAGAGGGAAGGUAUAUGGAAGGGAGGAUGACAAGAAGGCCUUAAUCAAGAUGCUGAAUGACAACAGUGAGCAUAACUUAUCUGUGAUCGCUAUUGUUGGCAUAGGUGGGGUUGGUAAAACAACAUUAGCCCAAUCAGUAUACAACAAUGAGGAGGAAUUCAUGAAGGGAUUUGAUCUAAGAGCAUGGGUUUGUAUUUCAGAAAAUUUUGAUAUUGCUGAGACUACAAAGAAUGUUUUAAAGGAGAUUUCUCCGCAUACUCAGUGUCUUGACCAUUUCAAUUCACUUCACCAUGCUUUGAAAGAAAAAUUGUUGAAUAAGAAGUUCUUUAUUGUUCUGGAUGAUGUUUGGAGUGAUGAUGGUGACAGAUGGAUCAAUUUUUUGACCCCUUUCCAAUAUGGGAAGAAAGGAAGUAUUGUUCUUCUGACUACUCGUGGGAAAAAUGUUGCUUUAGCAGUUCAGAAUUGUCACCCUUAUUUUCUCAGAGGGUUGUCGGAAGACUAUUGUUGGUCAGUGUUUGCAGACAAUGCAUCAUUUCCACAAUCUAAUGGAAAUGCAGCACUUGAAGGAAUUGGUAGAGAGAUUGUCAAGAUGUGUGGUGGCAUGCCAUUAGCUGCAGAAACACUUGGACGAUUGUUACGUACAAAGCAUGAUGUUGAGGAAUGGAACAAGAUACUAAUGAGUGAUAUUUGGGAAUUUUCUGUGGAGAAGAGUAAGAUUAUUCCAGCAUUGCUGAUAAGUUACUUCCAUCUUCCUCCACAUUUAAAGCGUUGUUUUGUUUAUUGUGCUUUAUAUCCCAAGGAUUAUAAAUUUAAAAAGGACGAACUAAUCCUUUUGUGGAUGGCAGAAGAUCUUUUACCACCACCAAAGAGAGGAGAGAGUUUAGAAGAAGUUGGUUGUGAGUGUUUUGAUGAACUAACUUCCAGAUUAUUUUUCACAAAGCUUCAAAUUGCUCAUGAUUAUUUUGUGAUGCACGAUCUCUUGCAUGAUUUAGCAAUAUUCCUUGCUGGGGAUUUCUAUUGCAACUCAGAAGAACUUGGUAAAGAGGAGGAGAUAAGGAUGCAGACUCGGCAUUUAUGUGUAAAUUUAAAUCAUCGUAGCUCGAAACUUCUUAAUUUGAUUUCUAAAGUAGAAUCUUUGAGGACAUUAUUAUUGUUUGGCGAUCUCUCAUCUCCUAACUGCAACAUUGAAGAGGCAACAUGUGACAUAUUACCGAAGUGUAAAUACUUGAGAGUUUUAUCCUUUGAUAAACUUGAUGUGUUGCCUAAUUCAAUAGGAGAAUUGAUUCAUUUGCGCUACUUGGAUCUCUCUUAUACAAAUAUAAAGACAUUGCCGGAGUCUUUGUGCAACUUGUAUAAUUUGCAAACACUGAAGUUGUAUUAUUGUUCUAAGCUAACUCCGAUGCCUAGUGGUUUGCAAAAUCUUGUGAGUUUGCGGCAUCUUGAUAUUAGAGAAACUUCUUUGGAAGAAAUGCCCAGAAAAAUGAGCAAUUUGAAUCAUUUACACAUUUUAAGUUAUUUUGUCGUGGGCAAGCACGAAGACAAUGGAAUCCAACAGUUAGGAGGGCUUGUAAAUCUUCAUGGAUCACUUGAGAUUAAGAAGUUGGAGAAUGUUGUCGAUGUAAAAGAAGCAAGGAGUGCAAGGAUAAUAGAUAAGAAGCAAAUUGAUAGCUUGUUGUUGGAGUGGUGCUCAGGUGAUGCUAUGGUUUCAAACACACAAAUUGAAAGAGAUAUACUCAACAACUUGCAACCACACAAUGGCUUCAGAGAGUUGACAAUUGAUGGAUACAGAGGAACAAUAUUUUCAAAUUGGGUUGGGCAUUCCUCUUACCAAAACAUGACACGUGUGUCUCUGAUGUGUUGCAAGAAUUGCUGCAUGCUGCCUUCACUUGGACAACUGUCAUCUCUUAAGUCCCUGCUAAUUGAAGGUUUCGAUCAGCUUAGGAGUAUUGGCAAUGAGUUUUACAAGAAUGAAGAAGAUCAUCAUUCUUCGCAUAUUCCACCGUUUCCUUCACUGCAGAGUUUGGAAUUUUUUGAUAUGGCAUGUUGGGAGGAGUGGAACUUACCUGACUCAGAAGCUUUUCCUCAGCUUAAGAUCCUUCGAAUAUCAGAGUGUCCUAUGUUGAAGGAAGAGAUACUUCAUGAGGUAUUCUUGAGAAUCAUUUCUUCUUUGUCGGAUGUUUCCAAAGUUCGCGAAUUACGUAUAGACGACUAUUUUAUAGGAGAAGGCAUUGGGGACAUGUUUCUUGGUGGGGAUACUUUAACAAUAAGGGGAUGUGAAUCUGUGAAGGAGUCUGCAUUUAAGGCAAUGAUCAGCACCAACCAUCUAAGUUGCCUCCAAGAAAUACACAUCGCAGGGUAUUCCUCUUAUGUAUUCUUACCGGGCAAUUGUUUUCCCAAAUAUUUGCAAAAGCUGCAAAUCUGGAGGUGUAGAAAACUAGAAUUCCCCGAGCAACAGCAGCAGAAGUAUGAUUUGGUAGAGCUACUAAUAGAAGAGAGUUGUGAUUCACUGGCCUCCUUGUCGUUGGAUGUCUUUCCCAAUCUCAAGAAUCUCGAGAUAAGAGGGUGUAGGAAUCUGGAAUCAUUCUCAAUGUCAGAGCCACCACAUGCUGCUCUUCAACAUCUCACCAUCGAGUACUGCAACAAAUUAGUGUCAUUUGCAGGAGAAGGACUGGCUGCACCCAACUUGACUCAUCUCGAGCUCAGAUACUGCAACAUUUUAGAGGCAUUACCACAUGACAUGAAUAGUCUACUCCCAAGUUUACAGUCUCUCGACAUAUAUGGUUUCUCAGACACUUGGAGGUUGCCAGAGGGUGGUUUACCGCCUAACUUGAAAUCACUUGCUGUGGGAAUUUGCGAGCAACAAAUGAGGGAUCUAUCAUGGAUGGGUAACUUGGACGCCCUCACUCAUCUUAAAAUUUCAGGUUAUAAGUGCGAGAACAUAAAGUCAUACCCAGAGGUGGGUUCGUUGCCUCACCUUCCCUCCCUUACCACUCUUGAGAUAUGGUUGUUCAAUAAUCUGGAGACAUUGGAGUGCAACGGGCUUCUCCACCUCGCCUCCCUCCAACAACUACACAUUUAUUGCUGUCCAAAUCUGGAGAAUAUGGAAGGAGAAAAGUUGCCUCCCUCUCUCUUGCUACUUCAAAUUUAUAGCUGUGAUUUGCUGGGAGAACACUGCAGGAACAAGCAUCAACUAAUCUGGCCCAAAAUUUCCCACAUCCCCACCAUUCAAGUCGAACAGUUUCUCAAUAGAGAUUUCUGAGUAGUGAUAUAUCAGUGCCUAGCAUGCUAUCUAAAUUUUGGUAACAUAUUGUAACAUACCUAUCCUUAACAUCAGCAAGAACUAAAAGAGUAAGUUGGGAUUUAUGCUUGCAACUGGUUGCUAGAUUUGUAACUCUUUUAAAUAGAUGAAGAGUUAUUUUCAUAUUAUUAUAAACUCAUCUAAUGCCUUGUAUAAUU